Messenger RNA from Sclerotinia trifoliorum, 3334 nucleotides. The record is from the annotation of a GenBank genome assembly. Lineage: Eukaryota; Fungi; Ascomycota; Leotiomycetes; Helotiales; Sclerotiniaceae.
UUUUGCAAGCAAGAGAAAGUGGAACCUAGUGAAAACAUGCUCAAUUUCAUGGUUUUAUUCCAUGGCGUCCCCAGCCGUGAUGCAGUAAAAGAACACUUAAGAGAACUAUAGAAGAGGUACAAUGAUCAAAGUGAUGAUUCAGACCAGGCAACGGAGUUCAUUGAUAUGCUAAGUAAAGGUUCGGCUUAUAUGGCCAAGCUUCCAGGUGGAAUACAUGAAGGCAUUAGAACACUGGUCGACAAACAUACCAGCAAUGCGACAAGCCUGCUAAUUACGGAAGUGAUGAAAGACAGCCAAACGCAGAAGAAGGCCACAGGUCAAUCGAAAGCGCAUCCUGUAGAAGAAAAGGAUAAGAGGGGAGUAAAGCGUGGCAAGCAAGCGAAAAAAGUAGACCAGAGUCCCACCCCUUCCAAAAAAGCUCGCUCGGGCAGGGUAUGUAAAUCCCCAUGUCAUGGACAUAGAAUGUUAUUUACUCUGCUCCGUAGGCUGAGUCAUCUACAAAAGUCAUUGAAGAAACCUCGGCGACUAAGGUAGAGAAAUCUCGACCAUCUGUCGGAAAAUCGGCGACCACUUCAACCAAGACUAAAGAUGGAGUCGCUAAAUCCGAUGGCAAGGAGGCCAUAGAACCAAGCCUGACGCGUUCCCGCCCGACCUGAUGAACCAAAAUUCAAAUGAAAAUAACUGGUUGAUAAAGUUUAGGGCUUUGAAGAACAAGUAUAGCCGGGAAAUAUCUCAAAUGCAAGAGCUGUGGCAGGCAGAGGUCGAAAAGCUCGGUGUGAGGGAAGCCGAAACCCAGAUGACAAUUAGAAAUCUGAAAGCAGAAUUAAAACAUCUGGAUGAAGCACGAAAGACUCGCCAAGAUGAAGGACGGAAGACUCAAGAAGAAGAUGCGAAUGUUUCACGGGAGACGCGGCAAUUUGAGGAUUUGGAAGAAAUAUAUCGGUUGACCAAAGAAAACAGAGAAAUGCAUAAAUUUGCAACGUUUGCCGAUUUGAAUUCAUCAGGAAGCCUACAUCUAGGGCACGAUAUCGUGGAUGAUGCGAUGGAUCAAAUACAGUUCGAACUCUCUUCAAUUUCUUACCGUCGCAGUACUACCGGGCGUCUUGUCCCCAUAAUAUUUGCAAUAUCAGGGGACUUGCGCAGCCUGACACUUUCGGCAUUUAGUAGCGAUAUCGAAACGGCUACUGGUAGAGAUGACGUCGAGACUAUUUUGAAGAAGUUUGGUGCGCAAACCUGCAUUAGAGUUCUUGUCUUGGCUGCAGUCAGAGAUUGGGUAUUUAUGUCGAGGUUUCCCAACUUCACACCUUCGAAUCCCCGUAUUCUGUCAAGUUAUAGACACAUGAUCUCCACCUUAGGUUAGUUCUCCGCCAUUGAUGAUUAUGCAGGAACUAAUCCAGUAGAUGGGAGAGACAAGCUUUAUAGCUUGGACAUGGCAGCUCAUCGCACCAUGAUCGAAGAAAAAUGGUUUAACGAAAAGUUGAUACCCAGAAGAGCCAUGGAUCUUGCGGACAGAUUUUCUAAUGCAGUAGCUCCCUUGUUCACAGCAACAUCAGAAAGUGUAGGAGAUGGGCUAUUCCAUACUUGGGGUGAGCACAGGGAAUGUUGGAAAGACAGACGAGCACAUCUGCAAGAAAUCUUCCAAACAGCCUUAAUCUUGAAGGCAGAUUCCGUGGUCACAAAAUAUCUGUAUGAAUUCGCACUCUAUCCAGUGGGAACAACAUUCGUGGGAGAUACCUCGGAUUUAAAAGAAUCAGGAAAGCCCAAGAAUGGAGAUAAUUGGAUUCAUGCAUCAUUUCACGUAUACGAUUCUAUGAAUUUUGGCAAUGCUAAGGAGACCGCGCUGGUGCAGACGGAGAAUUUUGUGAAGGCUUCCGGAAAAAUGGCCGAGGCAAAGUACAGUAAGGUUUUGCUGCUUCCUAAGAGGCAAUCUGAAGCUGCUUCCAGUCGUAUCAUAGAGACUGCUGAAAACUCAAGUCCCAAACAUAAAACUGCUGGUCAAUCAAACGUUGAACCUGAAGCUGGUACCCAACAAAUUAACGACGCCACCAAUAGUACUGUUGGAGGUGUGAAAGAAAUGAAGCCGCAGGAAGCGAAGAUGGUUCAAAAUCUGGUCCAGGUAGAAGUCCGCCUCUUCCAACGUGCGGGGAAUGUGGUAAAGAAUUCCCAGUUGCUGCUUUAUUACGCAGGCAUGAAAAAAAUAGUGAGUAACUCCUCAUGGUUCGUCGCAAGCUGUUCUAAGAUCUUUGAACAGGAAGUUGUACAGAGUGCAGUGAGUGUGGCAGAAGAUUCGGUCGCGCCUCUGCUCUGCUUAAUCACCAAAAGGCUGAGCAUAGCGGAUAUCGUGCAUCGAGAUUUGGCGAGAUCAUCGAGCAGGCGUAUACGCAGCCGCAGAUCAGCGCCAUAGUGGACCAGGAGAAGGGUCGAUACCAUGAAGAGAUUUUGGCUGCUGUAGCCAGGAAUUUCAGUCCAACACAUCAACGCACUGGUCAUAAUCCGGGAAACCAGCUGGUGGAAGCGCAGCGAACUUCCUCCGCAAUUGCACCCCAGGUUAGACCCACAAAAGUCCUCCGCGAUGAACUCGAGCAGAAAAUUCUUGAAAGCGAAACCGUGGACGUCGAGGCAAAAUGCGAGCUUUGUGGAAAACUAUUUUCGAAUAGAGAUAAUUUACAAUGCCAUAACAAAAAGAGUGGAGUCACUAUCCACACGGGUCUUAUGUGCAUGUCGCUGAUAUAAUAUAGCAGAUACCUGCUCAUUCGAGUGUCCAGAUUGCAAGACAACAUUCGCGGAUCCCGAAGAAAGACGUCGUCACCAGCGUACUGAGCACAGAUUCGUGGAAAGGGAGCUAAAAGACCCGAGAACAAUAUCUGAACCACAAACUCCUCCAACCUCCCCCAGAAAAACCGACAAAUCGCGGAGAUCAAAUCAUACAAGAACCCCGUCAUCGAAUGAUGCCCGAGUUCUUGAUAAAAGCAAGUCUUCUCCCAUCCCAGCCCCACUGCCGUACUCAUCUACAUUACUAUCUCAUUGUCUAUGCGGCGACUAACAAUCUUGAAGAUGGUAAACCUCGUUACAAGAAAACUCCCCGCAAAGAAGCAGAAGACUCAGACGCAGACGACAUUCUCUCUCCAUCCGAGAUUACGAAAACAGAGCGAGCCCAGAGAAGAAGAUGUAAUAGAUCUUCCGAUAGAGCUGAGGCAAGGAUGACAAAUAGCCAGGAAUCACCAGUCACACCCGGUGCAAGACGAAGUCAGACUCCUGUAAUAGAAGAAUGCUUGAGAUGAAUUGCAUUCUUCAAGGACAGGCGGUCUAGGGAAUAUUUUCCUCCGGAAAUAUA